Messenger RNA from Cyanistes caeruleus (blue tit), 2985 nucleotides. The record is from RefSeq and is a predicted model, not a curated record. NCBI's taxonomy places the organism in Eukaryota, Metazoa, Chordata, Aves, Passeriformes, Paridae.
AUGGAUUUUUUUGAGGAGAGAGAUUUUUCUUUUCAGCAGCAGGUGCCAGCUAUUGUGAGGAACAUUUACCAGAGUCUGGUGUCCUAUGUCCCUGUGGAUGCCAGUCAGCAAACUGACAUAGUGAGGCUGGCUGAAGAAGACCCUAUUGAUGUGGUGCUGACCCUCCUGUGCUGUGCCCCAUCGUGUGACAGGUUUGCAGUGCAGGCCAUGAAAUCUCUGUUCUGCCGACUGCGGUGUGACAAUGUGGUCAUGGAAAUGGGACGCAAGUGUGGCUGGGAAACGCUGCUCCGUGCUGACACCCAGCACUAUGCCGUGGGUCUGUUGGCCAGGUGCCUGCGGGGCAAGACUGUGGGCCUUGCUGGCCCGUGGCCUUCCCAAGACUUUUCUUUUGCAGGUGCCUUCAAGGCCAGACUCCGGUACUUGGUGACCUGGAGCUUUUCUGAGGCAUCUCCCAUCCUUCUGACCUCUGUCCUCAAGGCAUCUCGCCUUAAGGUGCCUUUGAGGCAGGAUUCCAUCAUGGCAGGCAGAUUCCUCAACCUGUUCAAAGUGUUCCGACGGAACAGAAACACAGACCGUGGAGCUGCCCCAGCAGAACAGCCGGAAGAGCUGGAGCAGUUCCAACCACUGCAGGAUGAUGCAGCCAUGGACAAGAGACAAGAGCAGGAACCUGCCCAGGGCCGCUUCCGCAAAACGCUGAAGAGGUUCCGCAAAUUCUUGCGUAUUCGGCGUAGCCAGCCUGCUACCGGGGUAGCAGAACUGGAGGUCUCCCAGGAUCCUGUGCCCCUUCAAGCCACAUCCACAGGGCCCCCUCAGCCUUUGAGGCCAGCAGAGUGUGAUGGGACGGUGCCAGCCAUUGUGAGGAACAUUUACCAGAGUCUCGUGUCCCAUGUCCUUGUGGAUGCCAGUCAGCAAACUGACCUUGUGAGGCUGGCUGAAGAAGACCCUACUGAUGUGGUGCUGACCCUCCUGCGCUGUGCCCCAUCGUGUGACAGAGCUGCUGCAGUGAUGUGGCAAGCCAUAGCCUCAUCAGGACAAGCAGUGAAGAGAGUGGUGCCAAUACUGCUCUGUGUGAUGGAGAACUGGCCACUUUGCAACAUCUGCACCUCUGAUGGGGACAACAAAGAUGUUUUUUCCUUGAGUGCAACUCUGGUGCUCUGGGUGAUGGUCCAGAUGCCUCAGUGCCAUGAGGCGAUGGUCAUUUAUACCCCUCGCAUUUUUGCGGCUCUGCUGUUCCAAGUUGUCAUCACCACACAGCAGAUGCCACCAGAGGAAUUUGACAGCUUCUGGAGAGCAUGCCAGGAGGAACACCACCUUCCCAGCAACCCCAACAGCUUUGCAGUGCAGGCCAUGAAGGCUCUGCUCUGCCGACUGGGGUGCUCCAAAGAGGUGAUGGCUAUGGAGCGCAAGGGUGGCUGGGACACGCUCCUCUGUGCUGACACCCAGCACAAUGCCGUGGGUCUGCUGGCCAGGGAGAUGUGCCAUGGAUUGGCCCCCUUCUGUACCCGCAUUGCAAUCCACCUGCUCAAGGCACUCGCCAGGGAUAAGCCACCCUGGGAUCUGUCCUCCCUGGCAUUCCUUGUGGAGGUCCUUGAGUACUUAGAUUUGACUACAUACGGUGACGGUGUCCUUGAGAUGGUGUCAAGGCACCUGCAGAGCGAGUGCAGGCAGAGGCGUCGCCUGGCGCUCAGAGGCCUCGUGGUGCUCAGCAAGGAUCCCUCGAUGGCCAUAAGGAUGUGCAGCCUGUCUCAACGCCUUCAGGACCUGCUGGGUGAUGCAGAUGGAAAUGUGGUUGUCAUGACCCUCCGUGUGUUCAUCAAUAUGCUCAAGAAUAAAGACAUCGUGGUAUGCAGCACCACUGCUCCAAAGCUGGCUCAGGCACUCAUGCUGCUCUUUGAUCACGGCCACAGCCAUGUGCAGUUGCUCUCCCUUGACCUCUUCUUCAUGACAAUGGGCUUGGUUGUGGAUGAGGGAAAGAAGCCUCUGGAGAAGAUUUUGAACCAGAGCCUGCUUCCACUCUUCAUCCACUGCCAUGAUGAGAACUGGCGUGUGGCAAAGGCCUCUCAGCAAACGCUGCUUCGUGUGGCCGACUUUCUCAAGAGGAGGAAUCUCAAGCAGCUGUUGAGAAAAGAGCAGCUGUGGGAGUUUGCUGACUGUCUGGUAAGAACGGCCUGGAGAAGCCCAAAUUUGAGAAGCUCCCUGCCCCCAGUGCUCAGUGUGUGGAGCUGGCAGCUGUGGCCCAGUGCUGCACCCAUGGGAGACAGCCUGUGCCCCACACACCGCUCCCUUCCCUGGGCUGCACGGCUUCUUCUCCAGGCUCCUGUGGCCCCGAGCCGGGUGCCGAUGGAGCCCCAGCCCUGUGGGGCUGCGGGCCUGGGGGGCAGCGCGGCUCCCCGGGCAGCAGCCGGCCCUCUGCCCCCUCCAGAGCCCGGCGCCAGUGGCUGCUGCCCGGUCCUCGACUGCCUGGAUUUGACUAAAUACAGUGACUAUGUCCUUGAGAUCGUGUCAAGGCACCUGCAGAGCGAGUGCAGGCAGAGGCGUCGCCUGGCGCUCAGAGGCCUCGUGGUUAUCAGCAAGGAUCCCUCGAUGGACCUGCUGGGUGAUGCAGAUGGAGAUGUGGUCAGCAUGACCCUCCAGGUGUUCAUGAAUAUGCUCCAGAAAAAAGAAAUUCUGGUAUCUAGCACCACUGGCCCAAAGAUGGCUGAGGCACUCCUGGCACUUUUUGACAACGACAACAGCCAUGUACGGCUGCUCUCAAUUAACCUCUUCUGCAAGGUGAUAGAGUUGGUAGUGGAUGAGGGAAAAAAGCCCCUGAAGACAAUUGUGAACAAGAGCUUGUACUCACUUUUAAUCUACUCUCAUGAUGAGAACCGGCACGUGGCAAAGGCCUCUUGGGAGGCACUGCUUUGUGUGGCCAAGUUCCUGCAGUGGAAGAAUCUGGAGCAGCUGCUGAAGAAGGAGCAGCCUUUGAAAUUCAAGGAGUGCCUG